AUGGACCGACUACCUCAGGAAGUCAUUGACCGCAUCGCGGCGCUGCUUCCCGACGUGAAGCUGCAUGAUGGAAAAGCUCGUAUCCAAGGAUAUCUCGGCCUCGAAAAGUUAAAGUCGGCGCUCGAAAGCCGCCCUGAGCGACGCGCCUAUCUGCGGUCGCUGACGGUGGUCCUCGCCCUCACCACCGACCAUCACCACUGGACAGAACUCGGCGUCAAGGACGACUUUCUGGCUCCCCUCUUUUCCGUUCUCGGCAGCGAUACCCAAAGAGCAGCGGUGGACUUGACACUGCGUUUUGAAGCUGGUCAUCCCGAUCUGCGUCACCGCGCGCGCCAUGGCAUUGUGCUGGUUCGCAACCGCAGCAAUCCACUCGGGGUUGCCGUCUGCGUCCGGAGGUUGGAUUUCACGCUGCCGGUGCCGAAAGCCGAAAGGGACCGACGCAAUGUCCUACAGCUGCAUCUCACGGAUCAGGCGCGCCUCAUUGCGCAUUUCCCCAGCCUGCAGAGCGUGGCGUGGCACUGCGCAGAGUCCGAGUCCCAAGCGGAGCGCGACGCCGCGCGCGAGGGGUUCGCCAACCACAUCGCCGCACAUCUACCUCUGAGACGCCAGAUCACACAGGUCAGCCUGACGCUGAGUGUCGGGCCGCUCGGCGCUCGAAUCUGCGCGCCGAGCAGCGUAGGCGCCGACAGCUACGAGAACCUGUACGCCAAGCUGCGUGUAGCCACGGCGCACGUCACGGACCUGCGCUACGCUGGUGUCGUCGGCCCAUCCUUUUUUCAAGACUCAGACGGCGGCGGCGGCAUGCAGUGGCGGGCGCUGCGCAACCUGACCAUUGGCAUGGCCAUGCUCACGCCCACGGGACAAUUCUACUUUGACCGCGACGUUGGCAUCAAUGCCGGCGGCGAGCUGGACACGCCGCUCGACUGGCGCCACGCCGAAUCUGUGCCGCUGCCGUCACAGCACGCGCUUUGGUUUCGCGCAGAGCCCAACGCGGCCACGAUGACGCCGCUGCUGCGCGCCUUUGCCGAGUUGCUGGAGCGGCUGCCCGCGCUGCAAGGCGCGCAGCUGCUGGCCCGGCGCGAGCCGCUGCCGGGCACGAGGCUGCCGUGGGCGGUGUGCUAUUUCGCGCCGGGCCGCACGAGCAAUGACUGGGUCUGCGGCAGCGAGUUGGACAUUGAGAGGCCGAGGAUCUGGUUCGUGACGGGACGGUGCUGGCCAGCGGACGACCUGGUGCAGGAGUUUCGCAGUGCGGGCAGGAGAGCGGGACAUGGGCAGGAUGCUUCGGUGAUACAUUGGUCUACUUUGGAGGGCCCGGUCCGGAUCGGAUUGUAA
Messenger RNA from Akanthomyces muscarius, 1332 nucleotides. RefSeq lists its product as uncharacterized. The transcript has 3 exons. The record is from RefSeq and is a predicted model, not a curated record. NCBI's taxonomy places the organism in Eukaryota, Fungi, Ascomycota, Sordariomycetes, Hypocreales, Cordycipitaceae. The coding region runs from base 1 to 1332 and encodes 443 amino acids.